GGGCGGGGCGGGCCGCGCACCGUUCCGCCGCGCUCCGCCAUGGCCGCCGCCUUGCGCGCGCUCCUGCGCCCCGCCGCGCGCUCCCGCGGGCUGCUCGCGCCGCCCCCCCCGCCCCCCCGCGGCGCGCGGGGCUGCAGCGCCGGGCCCCCGUUCCAGUACCUGGUGGUGGAGAAGACCGGGGCGCGGCGGAACGUGGGGCUGAUCCGGCUGGAGCGGCCGCAGGCGCUGAACGCGCUGUGCGAGGGGCUGAUGGCGGAGCUGCGGCGGGCGCUGGAGGCCAUGGAGGGGGACCCGCAGGUGGGGGCCAUCGUCAUCACCGGCAGCCAGAAAGCCUUCGCAGCCGGGGCGGACAUCAAGGAGAUGCAGGAUAAAACCUUCCAGGAGUGCUACAGCAGCAGCUUCCUGGCCGGCUGGGACAAGGUGGCCACCGUCCGCAAACCCAUCAUCGCCGCCGUCAAUGGCUACGCCCUGGGUGGCGGCUGCGAGCUGGCCAUGAUGUGUGACAUCAUCUACGCUGGGGAGAAGGCGCAGUUUGGGCAACCUGAGAUCCUGUUGGGGACCAUCCCAGGCGCUGGAGGGACUCAGAGGUUGACCAGGGCGGUGGGGAAGUCACUGGCGAUGGAGAUGGUCCUCACCGGGGACCGGAUUUCAGCGAAGGAGGCAAAGGAGGCAGGCCUCGUCAGCAAGGUCUUCCCUGUGGAGAAGCUCCUGGACGCAGCCAUCGCCUGCGCUGAGAAGAUCGCCAGCAACUCCAAGCUGGUGACCGCCAUGGCCAAGGAGUCAGUGAACGCUGCCUUUGAGACGACGCUGGCGGAGGGAACCAGGACGGAGAAGCGCCUUUUUUACACCACCUUCGCCACUGCCGACCGCAAGGAGGGGAUGACGGCGUUUGUGGAGAAGCGCAAGGCGAACUUCACCGACAACUGAGCUCCCCACGGCUGCUCCCCACCCUGUCACCACUGGAUGGGGGGUCUGCAACCCAAGGGGAGACAGCCAGCAGCUGGGACCGCCUUUGCCAUCGCUAUUAAAAGUUUUCCUGGCGCUGCCAGGAGCUGGGA
This is a messenger RNA of Apus apus (common swift), 1058 nucleotides long. It is a transcript of the gene ECHS1, whose product is annotated as enoyl-CoA hydratase, short chain 1. Gene Ontology annotation, cellular component: mitochondrion. Gene Ontology annotation, molecular function: enoyl-CoA hydratase activity. The transcript has 8 exons. The coding region runs from base 40 to 927 and encodes 295 amino acids. Gene Ontology annotation, biological process: fatty acid beta-oxidation. The record is from RefSeq and is a predicted model, not a curated record. Lineage: Eukaryota; Metazoa; Chordata; Aves; Apodiformes; Apodidae.